This is a messenger RNA of Daucus carota subsp. sativus, 1530 nucleotides long. Its product is annotated as growth-regulating factor 3. NCBI's taxonomy places the organism in Eukaryota, Viridiplantae, Streptophyta, Magnoliopsida, Apiales, Apiaceae. The record is from RefSeq and is a predicted model, not a curated record. Gene Ontology annotation, cellular component: nucleus. The coding region runs from base 306 to 1397 and encodes 363 amino acids. Gene Ontology annotation, biological process: regulation of DNA-templated transcription; developmental process; DNA-templated transcription. The transcript has 3 exons. Gene Ontology annotation, molecular function: ATP binding.
CCCUGUCCUGUCUGACUCAAAGAGCCACCUCCUCACCCCACUCCCCUACUCCCCUUGAACCUAGUCUUAGCCUCAGGCAUGUAAUGCUACUCCUUACACCUUCCACAAACAAUCAAAUAAAGCACUGUUUCAAUCAGUCUGCAAAAGAGGACCUUUUCUAAUCUUUUUACAUGUUCAGUUUCAACUCAAAAUCUAGUCUUCACUUAACUUAUUACUAACACUCACCUCACUACUCCAACAACCCUAAAAGGCCAAAAAACAACAAGUUGAACCCAAAUCUUACACAUUAAAUCUAGCAGCACUAGAUGGAUUUGCAGCAUCUCAAGCAGUGGCAAAAGCAUGAGUCAGAUGAGCAGUCAGACUCCACAAGAUUACUUCUGAAUGACUGUUACUAUCAGCAGAACCAUUCUAACUGUUCAGAACUUCCUUUGUUCACUUCACCUGAACAAUCUGCUACUAAACUUGACCUCCAUUCAGCACCACCUGCAUCUCAUAGCAGCUACUUUAGCAUGGCUCAGUGGCAAGAACUUGAAGUACAGGCUUGUAUCUACAGGCAUUUCAUAGCUGGAGCUCCUGUCCCUCCUCAGCUACUUCACUUGGUCAAGAAGAGCCUCAUUCUCAGCUCUCAUUCUUCUUCUUCAUAUUAUCACUCCUCUCCUUAUCAUUCAGCUUUGUUGCAAUCAGGAGGAUACUGGGGAAGAGGAGGGAUGGAUCCGGAGCCAGGGCGGUGCAGGAGGACUGAUGGGAAAAAAUGGCGGUGUUCGAGAGAUGUUGUGGGUGGCUACAAGUACUGUGAGCGCCACAUGCACCGUGGCCGCAACCGUUCAAGAAAGCCUGUGGAAACUCCCACUGCUCACUCAAAUGCUGCUUUUCCCCUGGAAGACACUAAUCAAUCCGUUGCAGCUCAGCCACCGACAGCCACUCCUUUUCGGCUUUCGGGGCCUUCACAUUCCUUUGAUUUGCUUCCUGUCAAUCACAGGCCCUGUGGAACUGUUAAUGAAACUAAAGGCUUAUAUGAGAUGCCUAAAAGGGAGUUGUCGGAGAAUAGUAAAUCGAGCAGCAGUCAGGUUCUACGUCCUUUCUUUGAUGAUUGGCCGAGGUCUCUUCAAGAAUCAGAAAGCCUGGGAACUUCACUCUCUAUUUCUGUACCUGGAAACCCCUCAUCAGAUGUUUCUCUAAAGUUGAACUCUUGUGGUGCUAGGGGCAGUCCUGGACCCGAAGGGCAUGUCAAAAGAGAGCAACUCCAGUCACAAUGGGGCAGCUCUAGUUCUCCUUGGGGCACAAACCAAAUGGGAGGACCACUGGCUGAGGCAUUAAGAUCAUCAUCGACAACAAUGUCCAUGGCGACAAGCGUCCUACACCAGCAGCGUGUGGCAGGGAACUAUACCAGCACCUGACUGAUCAUAGAUCAGUUGUAAUAUUUAUCUGUUCUGUCUUUCAACUACGUUGUUUAGCAAUCAGUUAUCAUCAACUGUAUAUGGAUAUUGCUUGUGUCCCUUAGUUUAAAUGUUUUUUGUAUUCGGUAGAGCA